Molecule: messenger RNA, 796 nt
Organism: Plasmodium cynomolgi strain B
Lineage: Eukaryota; Apicomplexa; Aconoidasida; Haemosporida; Plasmodiidae
Exons: 4
Coding region: 365-754 (129 amino acids)
Source: RefSeq, a predicted model, not a curated record
AGAAAAAAAAAAAAUUCAUAAUAAAUACAUUUCCCUUUGCUUUGAAAAAAACAUAGUAUGCAUACUCGUAUGUAUGUUUAUCACUUUAUAAGUAUGUAAGUAAAUAUGUGACAUACCUUUUCUUUUGCUUUGCUUUUUCACAUUGUAAAAAAGAAACCAAAUUUUUUUCCUCUCAUAUUUCUUUAAAUCCAAAGAUUCAUACUUUUAAAUUUUACAUACGAAAGAAAGGAAGAAAAAAAAAAAAAGCUGAAAAGUCGAAUUAACGAUAGUAAUAAGUUUAAGUGUUAACAUUUUGGUUAAAACUUUUUCCCAUUCUUCUUAUUCUUCGCACUCUUUGCUUCCCUUUUACAAAUAGAACGAAAAAAUGGGGUCCUCCAUCCAGCCAUCAAGAUUUUUAGAUAGUGCCGUGCUAUCCCUGUUUGCUAUGGUCAUUUCGGCAGCAUUCCUCUACAUGUUUUCAGAAUUUUACUUGUUAUCAUUCGAAGCUAAGUUACUUAACAACAAAGUAAGCAUGGUGUUGUCUCGUUUAUUUCCAUUCAAAGUAAGAAACGCGAAAAUGAAUAAUGAGAAAACCUUCGAGUACAACCUGACCCACAUAUUGCUCCUGACCAUAUGCAUAAUCAUCCUUAGCCUCAAGCCUGAUUAUAGCUUCCACAGCAAGCUCACCUUUAAGGAAUGCAAAAGAAGCCAAGGGAAGGAAGAUUCGCACAAAAUGGAUGACCUUGAUAGAAUGCAAAGAGACAAGAAAAAAUGAAUGCCAACUGAAACGUAACGACGCGACUACAUGGGGAAAACA